Messenger RNA from Ipomoea nil (Japanese morning glory), 2837 nucleotides. RefSeq lists its product as uncharacterized. The coding region runs from base 236 to 2410 and encodes 724 amino acids. Gene Ontology annotation, molecular function: metal ion binding. The transcript is spliced from 2 exons. NCBI's taxonomy places the organism in Eukaryota, Viridiplantae, Streptophyta, Magnoliopsida, Solanales, Convolvulaceae. The record is from RefSeq and is a predicted model, not a curated record.
CGUAAAGAAAUCCAUUGGAUUGGGUAACGUGUUGCUGUUCAAAGAUAACAAACAGCGGUUUUCAAGAAUCAAGAGGGAGGAGAUUAGUGAAAUCCCAGACGAGGAAUCCUGCAGCGUUUUAGCCUCUGAGAUUCUGAGAUCUAUGGGUCCUUGUUCUUGAGAAUAUAAUGUUGUUCGAGAUCUGAAAUUUGGUUUGUUUUGGGCGUUCUGGGAUUGUGUAUGUGGAGCUGAGAAAAUGGGGAGCAAAUGGAGGAAAGCGAAGCUGGCUUUGGGAAUGAAUAUCUGUCUCUACGUUCCCGAAACGCUAGAGGAAGGUCCGGCGACGGCUCCCUCUGCCGCCGGCAGAGUUUCCGACGCCCUUCCGCUCUCUCCCGCCUCUGCCCGGAGCUCCGACUCCCAGAUCAACAUGCCCACCACCCCCACCCCCUCCUCCUCCGGCCUCCGAUUGCCCAAACACAGCUUAAAGUCUUCAAAGAAGACUUGUGCAAUAUGCUUGACGAGUAUGAAACCAGGCCAAGGGCAUGCGAUUUUCACUGCAGAAUGUUCACACUCGUUCCAUUUCCAGUGUAUAACCUCGAAUGUUAAGCAUGGGAACCAGAUUUGUCCCGUGUGCCGAGCAAAAUGGAAAGAGAUUCCAUUCCAGAGCCCCGUUGGUGAUAUACCCCAGGAAAGAGCGAGGGCCAACCCCCGUGUAUAUUGGCCUCAAGAUGAUACCUGGAUGGCAGCUCUAAGGCGUCCUCCUCCUCGAGCUGAUUCGAAUCGACACGGUUCUUCACCGUUUCAUGUUGUCGAACCGGGUUUCUUUGAUGAUGAUGAACUUGUUGACCCUGAACCGGUAUGCACCGAUAAAACCUCACCGGGUAAUGCAGCUAAUACCCGUUCUAUGGGUCCGGUGGAAGUUAAAACAUAUCCCGAAAUUUCUGCUGUUUCAAAGUCGGGUUCACACAAAGAUUUUUGUGUUCUGAUUCAUCUCAAAGCUCCCAAAGCCGACGGGUUCCCACAUUCUGAGCUAAACCAAGGCGAAUAUCCAGUAACCCAGAAUUCUCGUGCCCCCGUUGAUCUUGUUACUGUGUUAGACGUUAGUGGUAGCAUGGCCGGUACCAAGCUUGCUUUACUAAAGCGCGCAAUGGGGUUUGUUAUCCAACAUCUCGGCCCUUCCGAUAGACUUUCAGUCAUCGCAUUCUCCUCAUCUGCUCGUCGUCUCUUUCCUCUUCGCAAGAUGACUGAUACGGGAAGACAGGAGGCGUUACAAGCUGUUAAUUCGCUCAGUUCGAAUGGCGGGACGAAUAUUGCCGAGGCCCUAAGAAAGGGCGCCAAGAUUAUGACUGAACGGAGGUCGAAAAACCAAGUUAGCAGUAUAAUACUACUGUCCGAUGGGCAGGACACAUACACUGUGAACAGUCCCCGUGGUGGCCAUCCUCGAGUUAGCCAGCAGUCUUUACUCCCGAACUCGAUGCAUCGCAAUAAUGGCACGGGUCUCCAUAUACCCGUACAUGCCUUUGGGUUCGGUGCUGACCAUGAUGCUGUGGCAAUGCACUCAAUCUCCGAAAGCUCGGGGGGGACGUUUUCUUUCAUAGAAGCCGAAGGGGUGAUUCAAGACGCUUUUGCUCAGUGCAUUGGUGGGCUUCUAAGCGUUGUGGUACAGGAAUUGCGGGUUGAGGUAGAAUGCGGUCACCCUAAGCUGCAACUCGGUUCGAUAAAAGCCGGGAGUUACAAAAGCUCGUUGAAAUCGAACAAACGAGGCGGGGUUAUAGAAUUUGGAGAUUUAUAUGCCGAAGAGGAAAGAGAUUUUCUAGUCACCCUCGAUAUUCCCGGUGUUGAUGUUUCGAGCAACGAUAUGAACCUCCUAAACGUUAAGUGCAUUUACAACGACCCCAUCUUGAAAACUACCGUGACAAUGGAUCAUGCCGGUGAUGUCAAAAUCGAGAGGCCUAACUCGAUCGGACAAGUGUUGGUGUCGAUGGAAGUCGACAAGCAGCGGAACAGGCUCCGAGCAGCGGAAGCGAUGGCCGAGGCGAAAGCUGCCGCCGAUCGCGGUGACUUAGCGGGUGCAGUGUCGAUCGUCGAGCAAUCCCGCAAGCAGUUGUCUGAAACCGUGUCGGCCCGAGGUGGGGACAGGCUAUGCGUUGCUCUGGAUGCCGAGUUGAAAGAAAUGCAAGAGAGGAUGGCGAAUCGACGCAUUUACGAAACCUCCGGAAGGGCUUACGUUCUGUCGGGACUGAGCUCACACUCGUGGCAGAGGGCCACAGCUCGAGGCGAUUCCACCGAGAGCACGAGCCUGGUGCAAGCUUACCAGACACCUUCGAUGACCGAAAUGAUUACCCGCUCCCAGACUAUGGUCUUAGGUAGCCCGUCUCCCCGACAACUCAGACAAGCGCGGUCGUUCCCCUCACAACCGCAACCAAGGUGAUGAUCUCCUCGGGCUUAGUCUUGAAAUAGCUUGUGUCAACUCCAUUAUGCUUCUUUACUUGAAAAAACUUCAUUUUUUUCUUUCUUUCUUUCUCGUUUCUUCUAAACCUUGAUAAGCGGAAUUUUGGAAGCUGCAGAUGAGUAGGAAUGGUGGUGGGGGUAUAUUUUCAUGUUAAAUGCUCAUGAAAUUUAAAAGCAGAAAAAGAAAAAAGGAAGGGAAAGGUAAGUGGUGGAAGGGGAUUCAAGAGCAUUGUACAUACUCUGAUGAUAAUAUUCUGCUUUCUUUUUGUUUUUGGUUUUGUUCCUUGGAGAGUUUUGGGGUAUAGCCAGCCUGUUAUAACUUUUGGGCAAACAACUAUUUCUUCUCUCAAUCUCAAUGUAUGGAAAAUAUUUCUAUUCUUUCCAGCACUAUUUACUUUGCUUCUAAA